This is a messenger RNA of Plasmodium reichenowi, 639 nucleotides long. RefSeq names its product merozoite surface protein. The annotation marks the transcript as partial. The record is from RefSeq and is a predicted model, not a curated record. The transcript has a single exon. NCBI's taxonomy places the organism in Eukaryota, Apicomplexa, Aconoidasida, Haemosporida, Plasmodiidae.
AAUGAUUCACAAACUACAUCUGAUAAUUACAAAAAUGAACGAUAUCAAAUAGACGAUAAAAAAGUGAAGUAUGGAGGGUGGUUUGACUCAAUUUUUUCAAGUUUUGUUAAUUUAUUAACACCAACCAAUCCUAUUCAAAACGACGGAUCUACAGGAGGAAAUGUACCACCUCAUAGUGCACCUAAUGUUGAUAGAUCAGAAACUUCAACAACAUCUGCAUCUGUAAAGGUACCUGAAGAUGAAAAAUUAUCAAGUCCUCCUAGACCUGAAGGACCAAGAGCAAACAAUAGAAAUGAAAAUAAUCAAAAUGCAGAUCCAUUUAACCACUAUUUUGCAUGGGAAAUUGGAGGCGGUGCUCCAACGUAUAAACCCGAAAACAAUAAGAACGAUAAUAUUUUGCUAGAACAAAUAAAAAUUACCUCAUGGGAUAAAGAAGAUAUAAUUAAAGAAAAUGAAGACACAAAGCUCGAAAUUCAAGAAACUGACGAAACUGAUGAAACUGACGAAACUGAAGAAACUGAAGAAACUGAGGAAACAGAAGAUAAUUUAGAUAUGGAAAAUGAAAACGAAAUUGUGGAAGAUGAAUUACAAGAAAAUGAAGAUGAUGAGGAUAAUGUAAAUUUAGAAGAUAUUAAUAAA